Ostertagia ostertagi is the source of this 990-nucleotide messenger RNA. The record is from the annotation of a GenBank genome assembly. NCBI's taxonomy places the organism in Eukaryota, Metazoa, Nematoda, Chromadorea, Rhabditida, Trichostrongylidae.
AUGAAAGCAUUCAACCGCCGUGCAGCUCUUGCCGCUGCCUGCAUCACCGCCCUGAUGGGCAGCACCGCCAUGGCGCAGGCACCUGCGCCCGCCGCCUGGCCGACAAAGCCCGUGCGUAUCUGGGUGCCAUCGCCUGCUGGUACCGCACCUGACAUCAUGGCCCGCGUUAUUGGCGACAGGCUGUCCAAAACCUGGGGCCAGCCGGUUAUUGUUGAAAACCGUCCAGGGGCGGGCGGCAUGAUCGGCCUGGGCGCCAUCAAGAAUGGCCCGCAGGACGACCACACCUUUGCGUUUGUCGCGGCCUCGGUGCUCACGCUCUCGCCCUAUAUGUUCAAGACUUCGCAAGGCGACGUGACCCGCGAUUUCGUACCUGUGGCAUUGGUGGGCGAAAGCCCGAUGAUGCUUGCGGUCAGCGCGUCUUCACCGGCAAAUUCUCUGGCGGAUGUGGUGGCCCUCGCGAAAAAGGACCCUGCCAAUUUUGUGGUGACCUCGCCCUUCAUUUAUUCGGUGCCGCAUCUUGCCGGCGAAGUGUUGUCCAAGGCCGCAGGCGUGCCCAUGCGGGCUGUGCCCUAUGCCAACAGCGGUGCAGCGAUUGCAGCCGUCAUGAACAACGAUGCACAGGUCAUCAUUGACGGCAUCCCGCCCAUUGAGCCCAUGGUCAAAGGCGGCAAGUUGAAGGCGAUUGCGGUGUUUUCCGAAGCCCGCCUGCCCAACCGUGCGCAGACCCCGGUGGUGGGCGAAAACUUUCCGGGCAUGGUGAUCAACGGCUGGUUCGGCGUGAUUGCGCCCAAAGGCACGAGCGACAGGGCGAUUGACCGUGUCAACCGCGACAUCGCUGCGGCCGUGAAGACGCCUGAAUUGCUCGAGCGCUUUGACGCCCUUGGCGUAUAUGCGAAAAGCAUGACGCCUGCGCAGUUUGGCAAGUACUGGAACGAUGACCGCACGCGCUGGGAGAAAGUGUUGCAGGACGUCGGUGCGAAGCCGCAGUAA